Molecule: messenger RNA, 900 nt
Organism: Cryptomeria japonica (Japanese cedar)
Lineage: Eukaryota; Viridiplantae; Streptophyta; Pinopsida; Cupressales; Cupressaceae
Product: putative FBD-associated F-box protein At5g56440
Exons: 1
Coding region: 1-900 (299 amino acids)
Molecular function (GO): protein binding
Source: RefSeq, a predicted model, not a curated record
AUGUUAAUGGCAAGAGCAUCCGCACCAGACAGGCUGUCUGCAUUACCAGAUGAUUUUCUUUUAACUCAUAUUCUGUCAAAGAUUUCUUACAGAGAUGUCCUACUCUCGCAGAGAUGGCGAUUCUUGUGGAGAAAAGUACCCAUCCUCAAAUUUUAUUUUGAGGAUUUUGAGAAACAAAAGGAUGACAAGAUACAGGCCAUAAUUGACAAUGCACUCCACCUGGAUGCUCGUCUUCGCUAUUUGUAUCUUCAAGUUGCCUUGGAUGACCCUAAGGCUGUCGAUAUAAACAAUUGGAUUCGUCUUGCAGCUGAAAAACAGGUGGAACGCAUGGAUAUACAUAUCACUUAUAGAGAUCGAAAGACGAGGCUUAACACUUCUUCCAUGGUGGAGCUCGGGGACUCUAUUUUUAGUGAAAACCUCACUGCCCUAAUAGUGAAUUACAUCGAUCUUCCCAAGGUACCCACUAAUUUUGGGGUUUUACGAUCCUUGAAAACACUUUAUUUUAUGGAAAUUCGAAAUGUGGAUGAUGCUAUGUUUGAAGGAUUCAUGGACCUGUGCCCACAUCUUCUAAUUUUGGGGAUUUGCGGUUGUUUGGGGUUGAAAAACUUGAACAUACGUUCUUCUAAUCUCAUGUACCUAAAUCUAGGAAUUCUAAGAUCUGAUAUAUCAUUGCAGAUAGCUUGCCCACGCUUGAUGGAAAUCAGCCUUACGGAUUUUGGUAAAUACACAGGACUUAAAUUACUACAAGGAAUUUCAAGAGCGGAAUCUGUUAAAAAAAUUAUUCUUCAAAAUUACAAUACAGGCAAUGCCGUUAAUCCAGGAAUUCCCAGUGUUACUGUGCUUAACAGUUUUCCUAUGCAAUCCAUGGCCAGUGUUUACAGGUUAGAAUUUUGUACAUAA